Messenger RNA from Lates calcarifer (barramundi perch), 10280 nucleotides. RefSeq names its product myosin XVIIIA b (gene myo18ab). The transcript has 48 exons. NCBI's taxonomy places the organism in Eukaryota, Metazoa, Chordata, Actinopteri, Centropomidae. The record is from RefSeq and is a predicted model, not a curated record. Gene Ontology annotation, cellular component: myosin complex. Gene Ontology annotation, molecular function: ATP binding; cytoskeletal motor activity; protein binding. Bases 242 to 7840 code for a protein of 2532 amino acids.
UUAGCUUUUCUGCUGAAACUUGGGAGCAGCCAGCUAUGAUCAGCCAGUCAGCGGCUUCUGUUCCGUAGGAGCAGGGCUGCACCCUUCAACCAGGCACCAGCGGUGCUCCAUUCGCUGUUCUGCACAACAGGGAUUUCUCCCUGUUGUUUACUACAAAACCACCUGACUAGUGAACUGGACCUCUACCUCUGUAGGGAAAAUAGAGCCACAUUAGACGGAGACGCAGCGUGAGUGUUGCACCAUGUUUAAUUUGAUGAAAAAGGAUAAGGAGAGGGAAGGGAGUAGAAAGGAGAAAAAAGAUAAAAAGGAGAGGAUGUCUGCGGCAGAGCUGCGUAGCCUGGAAGAGAUGAGCAUGCGGCGUGGUUUCUUCAACCUUAAGAGGGAAGCUAAGCGUGAGUCCAAGAACAAACUGGAGAUUUCCAACCCUAUUCCCAUUAAAGUUGCCAGCAGCAAUGAGCUCACCCUCACUGACAUUGAAUCGGAUGGUUUGAGCAACCGAAGCAGCAUGGUUCUGGAUGACCAGCUCAGUGCUGCUAGUUCCACUGAUGACCUGAAGGGUGAGGGUGGAGGAGGACAGGAUGGACACCGCAGCUCUGUACAUGAUCGCGUGGCUCACUUUGGUUCACUUGCCAAGCAGAACUCCUCGCAGGUGGGUCAGAUGAUGAAACGCUUCUCCUUUUCCCAGAGGAGCAAAGAGGAGAGUCCUUCAGAGGGUUCAACCCCCUCAGGCCAGAACUCUGCUGCUCCAUCCCCACAUGUGGAGAGCAAGGUUUUCAGCAUGCUCCGCAAACAAAGCCUCAAACAGCAGCCUGAAGCACCAGCCACCAAAAAAGUCUGCAUCCCUGAAGUGGUUGAUAAGACCUUCCCUGCACAGCUACAGUUGCCAGCUGUGGUUGCACCUAGUGUACCAGAAACACGUGAGCUGGAGCUCCAACGCCGCAACACUGGUGACUUUGGAUUUUCUUUGCGUCGCACUACUAUGCUGGACCGCAGCCUUGAUGGAGGAGUUUAUAGGCGGGUGGUCCAUUUUGCCGAACCUGGUGCCGGCACUAAGGACCUGGCGCUGGGGUUGGUGCCAGGUGACAGGUUGGUAGAAAUAAAUGGACGGAAUGUGGAGAACAAGACCCGGGACGAGAUAGUGGAGAUGAUCCGUCAGUCAGGAGACACGGUGAGACUGAAGGUGCAGCCAAUCCUGGAGCUGAGUGAGCUGAGCCGCUGCUGGCUGAGGAACACUGAAGGGCUGCGCAGGGAGACUAGACAUAUCAAAGAGGAGAACAAGCCUGGUAGCACAAGUUCAGACAGUGAUGGGCUGCCCAACCGGGCCAAGUCAGUGCCAGCUCUUGACCCUGGCAGGGGGUUGUUCCAGGCAAAAAGUCCCCCACCAGUUUCCUCUAUGGAGUCAGUAGCCCGGGUCAGGAGUCCCUCCCCACCUAAAGUCAGGACACCUGUUAAAGUGCCAGAACGCCCUGAGCCGCCGUCAAAGAUGGGAGAGCAACUUAGGAGCCCUGAAACAUCACAAACUUUGCUUAACCCAGAGCCAGUUAUGAAGAGGGAACAAGAACAAAAUGGCAUUAUGGGUAAAAGCAUGGUCAAUGGACAUGACAUCAUCAAACCUCCAUGUACCACCACCAACCUGGUGGAUGCCGCAGGUGAUCAGGGUUUUCCACGUAGGAAAGUAGUAAAGGUGGUUCGUUCUGUUGUCAGGAAGAUCCUGCCCACGGAAGAGGUUGAGACCACUGGGCCAACACAACCAUCACACAAAUCUCCAGAUGCAGCCAAGCCCGCUGCUGAACCAUUUAAAGCAGUGCAAGCACCAGCUCCAGUAUCUAAGGCCUCCUCAAUGUCAGGAUUCUCUUUUAAACAUGAUGUCAUCAAAACAGAAGAUAAAGAUGAUAUUUCACGAGGAUUGACAAACCUCAUGGUUAGAGGCAGAACAAGGGAGCUCCGCCCACAAAUGUGUAAAGAUGAACAUCCAAAGAAAAUAGAAUUGGAGAAGAAAGAAGAAAAAGUUGAGCAAGAAGAAACAAAGGAGGAUCACAGAGAGGAUAAAACUACCUUAAAGCAGGAAGUCGAUCGCAAACUUGUAAGCUCUGGUCCAGUUAUGCGGGGGCUCAAAUCUCCUCUGGGUGCUGUAAACCCAACCAACAUGGUUUCAAUGGGCUCAGCUCCAGCCUCUUCCAAACUGACUCAUUCCAGACCUUCAUCUUUCCCAGCUUCUGAGCCCUUACCCUUGUCUCCACCUCCCCACCUCACACCUGAACCCAAACCAACUCCUGACAUAAAACCCAGCACUAUGAAUCCUCUGCCUGCUACCUCAUUUGUGAAAAAAACAUCUUCCCUCUCUCCUCCAUCACGUUUAACCCCAGUCCCUAAAUCGUCUAAACUUGUGACUCCUGUGAGCCCUCAUCCUCCUUGUCCCAAUCGUGGUCCACUGUCCCCCCCUCCAGGAGUCACUCUCAUUGAGAAACCUGCUGAAAGUCAAGAAGAGGGAGCACCACUCAGUUCCACCGAGGAGGCUCAGAGACGCCUGAUGAGGAUCUUCAGUGCCCCUCUGGAGCCAGCAGUCAGUGUUUCGUCUGAUUUCCAAGCCCCAGCCCCUGCAACCCUGCAGCCCCAGGGCUCCCUCCAGGGAUCAGUGGAAGAGGAUCCUGUGGCCCUCCUUCAGGCAUCUCAUGCUGCAGCUAAGCAAUCCCAGGUGAAGACAGAGGAGCAGAUCGCAGCAGAGCAAGCCUGGUAUGGAUCAGAGAAAGUUUGGCUAGUCCACAAAGAUGGCUUCUCCUUGGCCACUGUGGUGAAAACAGAAGCUGGUUCCCUGCCGGAGGGCAAGGUGAAAAUCAAACUGGAGCAUGAUGGGACAAUACUAGAUGUGGACGAAGAUGACAUAGAAAAGGCCAACCCUCCAUCAUAUGACCGAUCAGAGGACCUAGCCUCACUUCUCUAUCUGAAUGAAUCCAGUGUGAUGCACUGUCUGAGGCAGCGCUAUGGAGGCAAUCUCAUCCACACCUACGCUGGACCCAACAUGGUGGUCAUCAACCCCCUUUGCACACCCUCCAUGUACUCUGAGAAGGUGAUGCACAUGUUCAAAGGCUGUCGCCGUGAGGACUCAGCUCCUCAUAUCUACUCUGUGGCCCAGUCAGCCUAUCGCAACCUACUCACCACUCGGCAGGAUCAGUCAAUCGUGCUAUUGGGCAAAUCUGGCAGUGGUAAGACAACCAACUGCCAGCACCUGCUACAGUAUCUGGUCUCCAUCGCUGGCAGCACAGGCAAAAUCUUCUCUGCUGAGAAGUGGCAAGCGGUCUACACCAUCUUGGAGGCUUUUGGCAACAGCUCCACCACCAUGAACACUAAUGCCAGCCACUUCUCCCAUGUAGUGUCCCUUGACUUUGACCAGGCGGGGCAGGUGGCCUCUGCUUCUAUCCAGACUAUGCUGCUGGAGAAAGUGAGGGUGAGCAGACGACCUGAGGGAGAGUCCACCUUCAACAUCUUUUACUAUAUACUGGCUGGAGCUGACAGCAGCCUGAGAACGGAGCUGCACUUUAACCACCUGGCUGAGAACAGUGCGUUUGGGAUUAUACCACAUUCUAAGCCUGAGGACAAGCAGCGAGCCGCGCAGCAGUUCACCAAGCUGCAGGCAGGCAUGAAAGUGCUGGGCAUCUCUGGUGAAGAGCAGAAGGGCCUUUGGCUUAUCUUAGGGGCCAUUUACCACCUGGGGGCCGCAGGAGCCACUAAAGACGGAGAUGAAGCAGGACGCAGGCAGUUUGCACGUCAUGAGUGGGCCCAGAAAGCUGCCUACCUGCUGGGUUGUACCUUGGAGGAGCUGUCCUCUUCUAUCUUUAAGCAUCAGGCCAAAGGACUACAGCAUUCCACCUCUUUCAGGGGAGCACAGGACGAGGCUGGCCAAGGUGACAGCUCAGGCUCAAAGGUCACAGCUCUGGAGUGUUUGGAGGCCAUGGCAUCAGGGCUCUACUCGGAGCUGUUCACCCUUGUCAUCUCCCUUAUUAACAGGGCUCUGAAGUCCAGUCAGCACUCUCUGUGCUCCCUGCUGAUUGUGGACACUCCAGGUUUCCAGAACCCUCGACUGGCUCAGCAGCAGCGGGGAGCCACCUUUGAGGAGCUUUGCCAUAACUAUACCCAGGAGAGGCUGCAGACCCUGUUCCAUGAACGCACCUUCGUCCGGGAGUUGGAGCGAUACAAGGAGGAAAACAUAGAACUUGCUUUAGAUGACAUAGAGUGCAGUACCUCACGGUCUGUAGCAGCUAUUGACCAAGCCUCAACCCAAGCUCUGGUGCGCACUCUGGCCAGGACGGAUGAGGCUCGAGGCCUUCUGUGGCUGAUGGAGGAGGAGGCUGUUCAGCCUGGAGGUUCAGAGGAAACCAUGCUGGAGAGACUGUUCAGUUACUAUGGCUCUGCACAGGGAGAAAAUAAAGGAGUUAGCCUGCUGCUGCGAGGAGAGAGACCCCACCUCUUCCUGCUUGGUCACAGCCAUGGAACAAACUGGGUGGAGUAUGAUGUUCAGGGCUGGCUGAGCCAUGCAAAGCACAACCUUGCUGCCCAGAAUGCUGCCACACUGCUGCAGGACUCACAGAAGAAAAACAUCAGUGGGCUGUUUAUGGGCCGGGCCAGCGGUGCCACAGUAUUGUCUGGCUCCAUUGCUGGUCUGGAGGGCAGCUCCCAGCUCGCCCUGCGACGAGCCACCAGCAUGAGAAAAACCUUCACCACAGGUGUGGCUGCCGUUAAGAAGAAGAGCCUGUGUAUCCAGGUCAAACUCCAAGUGGAUGCUCUGAUUGACAUGGUGCGUCGCUCGAGGGUUCACUUCGUGCACUGCCUGCUGCCCAAAGCUGAAGCAGUGGGAGGAGGAGGUGAGCCCCGUGUGACACAUGGAGAGAGCCCUGACUCAGGCCUUAUGACUCUGGACGUUGGCCUCCUAAGAGCUCAGCUCCGAGGAUCCAAGCUGUUGGAUGCAUUGCGAAUCUACAGACAAGGAUACCCAGACCACAUGGUGUUCUCUGAGUUCCGCAGGCGCUUUGAUGUCCUGGCACCACAUCUAACCAAGAGGCACAGCCGCCACUACAUUGUCACAGAUGAGAAAAGGGCAGUGGAGGAGUUGCUGGAGUCCUUGGAGCUUGAGAAGAGCAGCUACCACAUGGGGCUAAGCAGGGUGUUCUUUAGAGCGGGGAUUCUGUCCAAGCUGGAAGAGCAGCGGGAUGUUAAGACCAGGAGGAACAUCUCUUUGUUUCAGGCUGCCUGUAGGGGAUACCUGGCCAGACAGGCCUUCAAGAAGAGGAAGAUCCAGGAUUUGGCCAUCCGCUGUAUCCAGAAGAACAUAAAGAAGAAUCGUGGUGUCAAAGACUGGCCAUGGUGGAAGCUCUUUACCACUGUCAAACCUCUGAUAGAGGUGCAGCUCACUGAAGAACAGAUCCGCGGCAAGGAUGAAGAGAUCCAGCAGCUGAAGCAGAAAUUGGAGAAGGUGGAGAAAGAGAGGAAUGAGCUGAGACUCAACAGUGACCGUCUUGAGAGCCGGAUCACGGAACUGUCAUCAGAGCUGGCUGAUGAGCGGAACACAGGGGAGUCGGCCUCCCAGUUGCUGGAGACUGAAACUUCUGAGAGACUCCGUCUGGAGCGGGACAUGAAGGACCUGCAGGCUAAGUUUGACAGCAUGAAGAAACAGAUGGAGUCCAUGGAGAUGGAGGUGAUGGAGGCUCGACUCAUUAGGGCUUCUGAACUCAAUGGAGAGAUGGAUGGUGAUGACACAGGAGGAGAAUGGAGGCUGAAGUAUGAACGAGCCAUCAGGGAGAUUGAAUUCACCAAGAAGAGACUACAGCAGGAAUUUGAUGACAAGCUGGAGGUGGAGCAGCAGAACAAACGGCAGUUGGAGAGGAGGAUCAGUGAUCUGCAGGCUGAUAAUGAGGAGUCCCAGCGCAACAUCCAGCAGCUGAAGAAGAAAACCCAACGACUGACAGCUGAACUGCAGGACACCAAACUUCACCUUGAGGGUCAACAGAGCCGCAACCACGACCUGGAAAAGAAACAGAGGAAGUUUGACAGUGAGCUGAGUGCUGUCCAGGAGGAGGUGCAAAGGGAGAAGAGCCUGCGGGAGAAACUAGCCAGAGAGAAAGACAUGCUGACUGGCGAGGCCUUCAGCCUCCGACAGCAGCUGGAGGACAAGGACCUGGAGAUGUGUGCAGUCAACCUGAAGCUGGACCAGCUGGAGGCUGAGCUGCAGGACCUCAAUUCCCAGGAAUCCAAAGAUGAGGCAUCACUGGCCAAGGUGAAGAAGCAGCUGCGUGACAUGGAGGCCAAGGUCAAGGACCAGGAGGAGGAGCUGGAUGAGCAGGCUGGCACUAUCCAGAUGUUAGAACAGGCCAAGCUGCGUCUCGAGAUGGAGAUGGAACGCUUACGUCAAACCCAUUCCAAGGAAAUUGAGAGCAAAGAUGAUGAGGUGGAAGAGAUCAGACAGUCGUGCAGCAAGAAGCUGAAGCAAAUGGAGGUCCAGCUCGAAGAAGAGUAUGAUGAGAAGCAAAAGGUGCUGAAAGAGAAGAGAGAGCUGGAGUCAAAGCUUCUGUCAGCACAGGACAAGGUGAGAAGUGGUGACAUAGAGGCCGAGAAGCGUUUGAGGAAGGACCUGAAGAGAACCAAGGCUCUGCUGGCUGAUGCCCAGAUCAUGUUGGACCACAUAAAGAACAAUGCACCCAGCAAGAGGGAGAUUGCCCAGCUCAAGAAUCAGCUCGAGGAGUCUGAGUUCACCUGUGCGGCUGCAGUUAAAGCUCGCAAGUCCAUGGAGGUGGAGAUUGAAGACCUACAUGUUCAGAUGGAGGACAUCUCCAAAACAAAACAGACGCUGGAGGAACAGCUGAGUCGUCUGCAGAGAGAGAAGAACGACCUGCAGUCCAGAAUGGAGGAGGACCAGGAGGACCUCAAUGAGCUGAUGAAGAAACAUAAGGCUGCUGUGGCCCAGUCAGCCCAGAACCUGGCCCAAAUCAGUGACCUACAGGCCCAGCUGGAGGAGGCCCUCAAGGAGAAGCAGGAGGUUCAGGAGAAGAUGCAAGCAAUACAGAGCCAGCUGGAGUUCCAGGAGCAGUCCAUGGUGGAGAAAUCCCUUGUCAGCCGGCAGGAAGCCAAGAUCCGCGAGCUGGAGACCAAGCUGGAGUUUGAGAAAACCCAGGUCAAACGUCUGGAGAGCCUUGUAGCUCGUCUCAAGGAGAAUGUGGAAAAGCUGAUGGAGGAACGAGAUCAGUACAGCAGCAGUGAAAAUCGAGAAAAGGAACAGAACAAACGUCUACAGAGGCAGAUCCGCGACAUCAAAGAGGAGAUGUGUGAACUGGCCAAAAAGGAAGCUGAGGCCAGCCGCAAAAAACAUGAGCUGGAAAUGGACAUUGAGAGCUUAGAGGCUGGUAAUCAGAGCUUGCAGGCAGACCUCAAGCUGGCCUUCAAAAGGAUUGGUGACCUCCAGGCAGCCAUUGAAGACGAGAUGGAGAGUGAUGACAAUGAAGACCUUAUCAACAGUUUGCAAGACAUGGUGACAAAGUAUCAGAAAAGGAAGAACAGAACUCAGGGGGAUUCAGACACAGACUCUGACGUGGAGGAUCGUGUGGAUGGGGUGAAGUCCUGGUUGUCCAAAAGCAAAGGUUCUGCCAAGAACCUCUCAGAUGAUGGCAGUCUCAAAAGCUCCAGCCCCCCUGGCCGAAGACGCUACUGCUUCAGUAGAUCAGAUGAAGAGGAGGAGGAAGAAGAAAAAGAAGAAGGCGGGGCGACCCAGGGCUCUUACUACUCUCGAUACCGAUAUGGCAGCCAAAUGAAAGAUGACAACAGUGAGGACAGGCCUUAUGAAACCACAUCGUAGUUCAUGCUGUCAGCAUUCACCCUCUGAAAUGCAAUCUCAUUCAACUGUGAUACUUAAUCUUGCAUGCAGAGUUCACCACAGUUGUAAUCAGUAGGUCACAUCCAGAAACCUAAACACCCAAAAUCCUGCAAGAAAACACACACACACACACACACACACACACACACACAUAUAUGUAACAGAUAAAUAUUCUAGAUGUUCCUAACACUCAGUCAGCUAAGGCAAAUCCUCACAGGAUUUGGUCAUAGUUUGAUAAACUACAGUCUUUUUGGCCCCUCGUUCAUCAGUCUAAUUUCACGGCACGCACAGCAACUCUGUUAUUAACAACUCUUAAUCUCUGACUCUGCUGGUUGCAUGCAAGCAGUAGUUGCUUGGUUUUAGCAGCCAUCCUGUUUUACUUCAGUCAUGGUUGUAACACAGCCAAAGAAUUGAGGUUGCAAUUAUAGUAGAUUUCUCUCUUCCUCUCUUUGUCUCUGUCAUUCUUCCUCUUCUUUACAUUUAGCACCCCACAAUAAUAUAUAUUGCCAUAGUACAAUGUAUUGCCAAAAAGCCUUUGUUCCAAGUAUGUGUGCACACUGUUUCACUUAUUGCCAAUUGAUGCUGAAUCCUGGGAGAAGCUUUUUUCCCUCUUCUUUCCUUUUUGGGAUAAGUGCCAUUUGACUUAAGUGGCCUCCUUUACAGUUGGUUUCUCUGCAGCUGUGGCAUUUAAUGAAAUGCUGCACUGUACAUUGAAGAUGCUCUUAUUAUCAUCUGAUUGCAUUUCAUUUGCCUGAAAAAUUUUCUGCCUUUCGCUGGCAAAUUAUCUCCUCUUUACAGGGAAAGAGGAUUGCAUCACUUACCACUCCAUCAUGAAAGCAAAACCUUUUUUUUUCCUUUUGAAACUUUUAUUAUUGAUGUUUGAUUGGUUUGUUUUGCAGAUGACUACUGUCAAACAAAUUAAUUUCCAAGAGGUUUGAGCUUACUUUUGUGAAAUGCCUUGUCUUAUUUUUACUUACCUGAUUUGACUAUGUACUUACCAGAAUUAGUAUUGAAGAGACUUAGGCUUUGUCCCUGUGCUUGUCAUUCUCAUGCUGGCUGCAUUUUAAGUUUGCUGUGCUUCACUUUUCCAAAGGGAAUUUAUCUAACCUUGGGCACCAAUCAUUUGUUGGUUUCUCACAAAAACCACUGGGCAUAUGGCAACCUGAAUCAGCAUGGUAAAGGAAAAAGCUGGCAUUAUUCUAUGUUUUUCUUAUUGUGAACAAAUCAAAUGGAAGGACCAAAACUAGUAAUAUGUUUUCUUGACCUUUGGGAAUAAUAUGUGUAUGAAAAAUAUUCUGAGCUCAACAAGGUUUUCUGACCAUUAAGUGGACAGAGCUUGCUGGGGAAUAGUCACAAAUCUCAGCCUUAAGCCUACUGGUUCUCUCUCAAGAUGUCAGUCUUUAAAAUAGAUGAUUGCUCACUGAGGAUGGCUAGUAGUUUUCUUCAUUUUACACCAGUGAAAAGAACAUUAGCCUAGUUUACAGAUAAGGCAACAGGGUGUGCAGUAGAUCACAAUGACAAUGCAAAGCAUGUCCAAUUUAUCUUAUAAACCUAGAAUUUAGAAUUCAAAGACAUCAUUAGAGAUUGAUUUUUGACGUUUUAUUUUGCAUGUCUCACAAAUUCUGAAUAAUAAAUGACAGAUCUUCUGUUUGGACUCUCCAGGUGAUUUACUACUGGUGCAGAUUUGAGGGUCAAAGUAAAAAGUUAAUUGCAAACCCUGCGAGCAGAUCUAUUGAGUGUGACCAUUCUAUUAAAAUGAAUUGAGUUUUCUAUAUAUUCUAAGUAGGAAAAAUCUAGAGUAGCACCAGCCUUCUCCUUUAAAGCUUCAUUGGGUAUUUUAAUUUUAACCUCAUUAACUGGACAUACUACAGCCUGUAUAACCAAUACUGUGAAAUCAUGUUCAGCAUCUUUGAGGCGUGUUUAUUUGUCUUUUGUAUUUGCUUUUUUGGUUUUGCUUCUUUUGGGGGUUGGGAGGCGGUGCCAGUUUAUCUUUUUUUUCUUUUUACACAUUAAUGCCUCUAAACAUCAAGAAAAUAGGAACCUGCAUUUUCACGGUUGCUCAAGUGUUACAUCACAUCCUUUGGUCAUCUGUCUGGUAUUUACUGAGUAGCAUUAAGAUAUUAUUGAAAGCCAUUUAAAGUCCCAGAGUGCUUCACAUGGCAUAAUGGACAGGAAAAAAAGUGUGGAAAUGUGUUGUUUGAUUGGCCCUGAUAAGGUGGCUGGCUUCAACAGGAAAAAAACUAAAGAGCAGACAUAAUAUUGAUGACUGCACACAGUAUUUAUAUAUAAAUAUGUGUAUGAUUCAUGCUACCUUUGAAAAUACUUCAUGUUUAUUUUCGUUAUCAAACAAAUUGACCACUUGGUAUAAAUUUUGCAUUACAGUUUAAUAUAUUGUAAAUAAAUGAUGGUGACUGUUUUAAAA